CUGGCUCACAGAACCCGCUUCUGAUCAAGACAGGUCGACAAGUGGAUAACACAAAGACCAGGAGAAGCUUCUCUGGAGCAAACCCUGACCUAUCGGACUAUUCUUGUGCAUUUUUCCUCUUACGGAUCAUAGAACAAGCAAAGUCUGCAAACAUGCCCGUGUCAAGGAUGAGGAUGAGGCCAUGGCUGGAGCAGCAGAUCGAGUCAAAGGCAGUCUCGGGUCUGAAUUGGGUGGACAAGGAAAAGACGAUGUUCUCAAUCCCCUGGAAGCAUGCGGCUCGCCACGGCUGGGAGCUGGACAAGGAUGCAAGUCUGUUCAAGCAGUGGGCCAUCCACACAGGAAAAUACGUGGAAGGUCAGGCCUGCGACCCAAAGACAUGGAAAGCCAACUUCCGCUGUGCAAUGAACUCACUGCCUGACAUCGAGGAGGUGAAAGACAGGAGCGUUAACAAAGGCCACCAAGCUGUGCGCGUCUUCAGGAUGCUGCCUGCCAGCCCAAAAUCUAGAGAUAAACGAAGCAAAGCAAAGGAGCCAAAGACAAGGAAGAAGAGCUCAAUGAUCAAGGUGGAGGAAGACACAGACUGCAGCGAAGCUCAGUCUCCCAUGGACGAGUCAAUGCCAGAGGACACUUUCUCCACUCAGGAGAACACAGUCGACAGCACAGUGCACACAGAGCAGCAAGAUUUCACAUAUGUGUCUACGUCUGAAGUUCCUGAUUGGUCUUUGUCAGUUGAGAUCGCCCCUGAGAACUUUCCAACCAACUUCUGCCACAGAUUCGAAGUUUCACCUGAGCACAGCACUGAUUUUGACUAUACCGACGACAUUGUCCAGAUUUGCCAGCAACUGGAGAAAGAAACAAACUGGAUGUCAAGCAGUUUAGACGGCAAGGGGUUCCUGAGCAAUGAAGCAUGCACCAGUCCAGGGAGCCAGUGGAGUGAAUCAGCAUCUUCAGUUGAAGAACUAGACGACAUUCCUGAGUACAUAACUUUGGGCACAGGCAUCACAAAUCCCACAGAUGACCUCUGGAACAGCUUUUGUCAGCAGAUGCCCUUGCUCUGAGAUCUUCAGGCUCAGACAGUGCUCUGACAAUUUGGACUUGUUUAAAAUCACAUCCUGCCCCCCAGCCUCCCUUUUUGAGCCCUCCUCGCAGUUAACUCAACACCAUCAUCAUCAUCAUCCCUCCAGUCCGUGAUGAGCUGUCUCCACCACACUCUAAGCUAACAACCACUCCCCGUCCUCACCUGUGUGCCGUGACGAUCCGUAGCAGUUGAGAGCUUUCCUCAUCUCCCUCAACCUCUGUAUGAAGCCAUGAAGAGAAGAUAUGAAGUGCACUGAUGUGUUAGGAAAACUCACAUGCUGUUCAUUUUCUAUGCUAUUGGCUGGUUCAAGGCAUUUUGGUGCUCAGCUUUUUUUGUGUUGAGUUGUAUUAGCACAGACAUUGUGGACUUCUGUGGAUACAUACAAGGUAGAUAAUACUCACCUCAAAAAUGCAGAUUUUCUUAUUCAUUAUGCUCAAAUAUAUCAUGUGAAAUCUAUUUUUUCCGUUAUGUAAACAAGUUAACUUCAGUUUAAGGGAUGAGGAUACGUUUGUCUUAACUUCUGGUUGAAGCUCUACUUCAAAAUCUUACAGGUUUUUCGCUCAAGGCAGGUGGAAACAAUUUCUGUACAUAGUUUUUGUUUGUGUUUGUUGUUGUUUUUAUAUAAAAAAUAAAAAAAUCUUAAUGUGAA
This is a messenger RNA of Epinephelus lanceolatus (giant grouper), 1727 nucleotides long. RefSeq names its product interferon regulatory factor 1b (gene irf1b). Gene Ontology annotation, biological process: immune system process; regulation of transcription by RNA polymerase II. Gene Ontology annotation, molecular function: DNA-binding transcription factor activity, RNA polymerase II-specific; RNA polymerase II cis-regulatory region sequence-specific DNA binding. The record is from RefSeq and is a predicted model, not a curated record. Gene Ontology annotation, cellular component: nucleus. NCBI's taxonomy places the organism in Eukaryota, Metazoa, Chordata, Actinopteri, Perciformes, Serranidae.